ACCACAGGUCAAUUUUUGCUUUUCGAAUUUAUAUGAACAAUUGAUCUCAAACCUCCUCCUCAUUGUAUACUACCCUAGGUUAGUUUCACGUUAUUAAAAUCCAGGCAGGAUGCCUCGAUUCCAAGUGCCCAGAGGCACAAGAUGCUUGCUGGGCCGUAGUCCGGCCUCUCCGAAUCCAGGACGGUUAAGGAUGCCCAGGCAUUUUCACUAUAUAUCUAAAUGCACACCUCGGCAUCCACAAAAUGCAUCACCACCAUCAACAAUAACAACACCAGCUCUAGCCCUCAGCUUCCCUAAAACAAACAACCUAAUCCUCUACCGGAACGCCCACACCAUCGACUCCCCCUCGUCUUCACCCGCCACCGCCACCGCCACCACCUCACCGGCGCCCUACUCCCCACCCACCACCGGCAUCCUCGCCCAGCUCCCACGCUCAUGGGUCCCUUACGCAGAACUAAUCCGCAUCGACAAGCCAACCGGGACCUACUACCUCUUCUUCCCCUGCCUCUUCUCCACUCUCAUGGCCGCGCCCCUCGCGUCACCCCUAAUCCCGGGCCCCCUCACCGUCGUCGGCACCGCGACGCUCUUCUUCGCCGGCGCCCUCAUCAUGCGCGGCGCAGGCUGCACCAUCAACGACCUCUGGGACCGUAACCUCGACCCGCACGUAACACGGACGCGGGAUCGCCCCCUCGCGCGCGGCGCCAUCACGCCCUUCCGCGCCCUGACCUACACCGGCGCCCAACUGCUAGCCGGGCUCGCCAUACUCCUGCAAUUCCCCCUACCAUGUCUCUUCUACGGUGUACCCAGCCUCCUCCUCGUCGCCUCGUACCCGCUCGCGAAGCGCGUAACCUACUACCCGCAGUUCGUGCUCGGGUUGACCUUUAGCUGGGGUGCCGUGAUGGGCUUUCCCGCGCUCGGCGUCGACCUCCUCGCCAACAGCGCAGCGAUGAGCGCCGCGGGUUUGUUGUACGCGAGCAAUGUGGCGUGGACGGUGCUGUACGACAUGAUCUACGCGCACAUGGACAUCAAGGACGACGCCAAGGCGGGCAUCAAGAGCAUUGCGCUGAAGCACGACGCCGAGACCAAGAAGGUGCUCACGGGCUUGGCGGUCGUGCAAAUCGGGCUGCUGGGUGCGGCGGGUAUGGCGGCUGGCGCGGGGCCUGCGUUCUUUGUUGGCAGCUGUGGGGGUGCUGCAUUAACGCUGGGGUGGAUGAUUAAGAGAGUGGAUCUGAAGAGCGUCAAGGACUGCUGGUGGUGGUUCGUCAAUGGAUGUUGGAUCACUGGUGGCGUGAUCAGUCUCGGGCUAGGGGCCGAUUAUCUGCUGAGGUAUAUUGGGAAGCAACCGGUCCAAGAAACGGAGGAAAAUUAGAACGGUAAAAAGCAAUCUGUACAAUUAUGUAUUUGGGACUGAAAAUCUAGAACAUCAGGUCCGGGUUAGAGAAGACUUGGGGCAAGUCUGUACAAACUACAGCUCACAACCAUAGAAUUAUGCAUCCAACAUCACGAUGAACAAUGAAAAUUAUUAUGAG
Hypoxylon fragiforme is the source of this 1529-nucleotide messenger RNA. RefSeq names its product putative para-hydroxybenzoate-polyprenyltransferase Coq2. Gene Ontology annotation, biological process: ubiquinone biosynthetic process. The record is from RefSeq and is a predicted model, not a curated record. Bases 110 to 1369 code for a protein of 419 amino acids. The transcript has 2 exons. Gene Ontology annotation, cellular component: mitochondrial inner membrane. Gene Ontology annotation, molecular function: 4-hydroxybenzoate polyprenyltransferase activity. NCBI's taxonomy places the organism in Eukaryota, Fungi, Ascomycota, Sordariomycetes, Xylariales, Hypoxylaceae.